CUUUCUCUCUCACCACCACACUUCCUCUCUCCUCAUUCCUCUGUGUCUAUGGAAGAACCACAGAAUUCAGAGCAAACCCACAUUCCCAUACUCACAUUCCCCUCAAAACCAGACAAUGCCUCUGUCCCCCACAUCCCCACAGGAGAUGUCUCUCUCCGGCCACCCCACCAUCGGCGCCGCCGCAGCAGAGACCAACCCUCCACCGCCACCAGCAGGAAGAAGACAAAGACCAAGACGGUAAACGAAGAUGAUCAGAAAGUAGAAGAUCACGAGGACGAAGAAGAAGAAGAAGAAGAAAGGGAAGAGAUAGAGAAGAAGAUUGAGGCAUUACAGAGGAUAGUGCCAGGUGGCGAGUCCUUGGAAAUGGACAAGCUGUUCGAUGAAACUGCAGGUUAUAUAAUGGCGUUGCAGUACCAAAUCAAAGGCUUAAGAGCUCUCUCCAACUUGUUCGAGAGGUUAGAGAAAGAGAAGUCCAAACUCGGUGGUUGAUCAUCAUAUUGCUCACAACAGACCAAUUAGUUAGGUUUUUUUUUUUUUUUUACUCGUUUCCUUUUCUUAAAUUAUCGUUUGAUCUUUUACUACUUUUCACUGGGAUCAACGAAUAUCCGAUCUCCCAUCCCAAGCCUUCAAAUUAUUUUUUUAGAUUUUGAACAAGUUAUAGUUCUUACUAUGUUUUAACUUGUUAAUUAAGAAAAUUACAUAACGAGUGAUUGGAUUUAAGUUGAGAA
Molecule: messenger RNA, 728 nt
Organism: Prosopis cineraria
Lineage: Eukaryota; Viridiplantae; Streptophyta; Magnoliopsida; Fabales; Fabaceae
Product: transcription factor PAR1
Exons: 1
Coding region: 49-489 (146 amino acids)
Biological process (GO): regulation of DNA-templated transcription
Molecular function (GO): protein dimerization activity
Source: RefSeq, a predicted model, not a curated record